Messenger RNA from Helianthus annuus (common sunflower), 735 nucleotides. RefSeq lists its product as uncharacterized. Bases 1 to 735 code for a protein of 244 amino acids. The transcript has a single exon. Lineage: Eukaryota; Viridiplantae; Streptophyta; Magnoliopsida; Asterales; Asteraceae. The record is from RefSeq and is a predicted model, not a curated record.
AUGGAAAUCUUAUUGAAACUGUUUACAUGGAGCAACCUGCAGGUUUCGUUGACGCAAAAUUUCCUCAUCAUGUGUGUCAACUUCAAAAAGCUCUCUAUGGUCUCAAACAAGCACCCCGUGCUUGGUUUCAACGUCUCAGUAAUUUCUUGCUUACCAAAGGAUUUUUUUGUACCAAAGCAGAUACUUCCCUUUUUUAUCUUCAAACGAGGGAACGCCAUCAUCUAUCUUCUCGUCUAUGUAGACGAUAUUAUUAUUACUGUCAGUGAUACUACUCUCAUUCAAUCGUUUGUUACUAGCUUGCACAAUGAAUUCUCAGUAAAGGAUUUAGGUGCUCUUGGCUAUUUCUUGGGUCUUGAGGUCACCUACAUAGAAAAUGAUCUUUUUCUCAGCCAAGCUAAAUACACUCAUGACAUCUUGGCUCGUGCAGGCUUGCUUGAUUCAAAACCGGUUGAUACUCCAUUAGCUGCCUCAGAGUGUUUUCUUAGCAAAGGUGAACCUUUUCAUGAUCCCACUCUUUAUCGAUCAUUGGUUGGAGCUCUACAGUAUCUCACUAUUACGCGUCCUGAUCUUUCUUAUGAUGUCAAUCAAGCCAGUCAGUAUCUGCAGUCACCUACCACUUCUCAUUUUCAAUCGGUCAAACGUAUUCUACGCUAUGUUAAGGGCACAAUCUCCUUUGGUUUAACCUUUUCUAAACCGACUUUGACCACCUUAGUUGGGUAUUCUGAUGCUGACUGA